Talaromyces amestolkiae is the source of this 858-nucleotide messenger RNA. RefSeq lists its product as uncharacterized. Bases 1 to 858 code for a protein of 285 amino acids. The record is from RefSeq and is a predicted model, not a curated record. The transcript has a single exon. Lineage: Eukaryota; Fungi; Ascomycota; Eurotiomycetes; Eurotiales; Trichocomaceae.
AUGGCGGCACUAUCUGAUUUCAAACGCAUCAACGAAAUCGUCUUGGUUCGCUCCCCUUCUCCAACAACCGAAGGAGGCGAGGGAACGCAAUCUUCGCGAUCCAGCAGCAAGACUCUAGCCGCCACGCCAGAGACAAUCCUGCUUCUCUCCUGGGGCGAUGCGGCUGCCAAACACAUCGAAAAGUACACCAACAUGUACACAAAACUCUACCCGAGCGCAAAGAUUGUUCUCGUCCGGGGCGGCGUGGCCGAUUUCCUGUAUCGCUCAAACAGUGCUCAACGCAAACUCGUUUCUCCAGCUGUCAAGAUCCUAGCUGAGUCCGCUGACGAAUCGACGUUACUGGUACAUGUCAUGUCGAAUGCAGGCUCAAAGACAUGGUCCACAAUCAACGCGGCAUAUCUCGAAACCACGGGUCGCGCUCUUUCGAACGCAGUCACAAUCAUGGACAGUGCUCCUGGUCGCUGGCGAUUUUUUCAGACUUGGACUGCCUUGUCGCGCAGCUUGCCGCGCGCGUUUGUGCCGAGGAUGGCGUUGAGUUUUGUGUUUGGAACGAUCUUGUGCGUUAUUCAACUCAAGGACUUUGUUACGCCGGGUCUGGAUAUCUUGGAUACCGUUAGGGAGCAGAUGAACAGUUCUAAGGGAGCGAUUAAGGGAAAUAGGAGGUGUUAUAUCUAUUCGGAUGGGGAUGAUAUUAUUGGAACCGGGGAUGUGGAGGAGCAUGCAAAAGAGGCACAGCAGAAGGGGUGGGCAGUGGAAUUGGUCAAGUUCCAGGGAAGUACGCAUGUUGGACAUUACAAGCAGGACCCGGAGACGUAUCUAGAUGCGAUUAGGAGGACGUGGUUUGGGACGUCGAAAUAG